This is a messenger RNA of Aegilops tauschii subsp. strangulata, 1108 nucleotides long. RefSeq lists its product as uncharacterized. NCBI's taxonomy places the organism in Eukaryota, Viridiplantae, Streptophyta, Magnoliopsida, Poales, Poaceae. The record is from RefSeq and is a predicted model, not a curated record.
CCCAUAGCACUGGCGACAUCUCCGGCAUAAAUGCAAGGAGGAUUUAUAGCUGAUAUAGGAUCUUGUGGAACUGGAUUUGAUUCUGCAAGCGGUUCGGUACGAACGAAGAAAUUUCGAACAAAAGGAUCAGAACUCGCUGAUAGGAAAGGAGAGAAAAACAAAGCAAUGCCAAGAGCUCCGUCAAUCUGCUGUUCAUCGAUAGACGAAGCUCUCUCUUUUUCAUCUCGUGCCAGAUGUAACAAAAGAUUAGUCCUUUUUCCUUCUCGCGAACCACGGGAGCGCCCAACGCCUAGAAGAGCAAAGCUCAUUUUCAAAACAGGGUCAAGCGAUGCAUUAAAAAGGGCUGGCUCGUUAAAAGGACGCUUACUUUGGGAACGAAGUUCGGAAUCAACAAGGGUUCUCCGAACGAAGGGAGUGUACAACUGGGGCGCAACCCAACUUUUUUGUUGGAGAGAUAGAAUGGAGUUCUUCACGAAGUUCGAGACAAAGGAAAAAAAAUCAAAGUUUCUCUAUAGCCUCUUCGUUUUGAGACAUUAUGGCUUUGGGGUCGACCCCGGUAACAAAAAAGGAAUCCAUAAAAACAUGGGAUCCAACACCAUGAUAAAAUACUACCCUCAUGAUUAGACCAUGUCCCUGAGAUUUGAUAAAAAAAAGGUGCAUUAGCGGUAUAUACGUUGUAAUUAGAUAAGUUCUUUGGAAUAUGACGGAACUAAAGACCAAGGAAAGGAACAAGAAUGCACCAAAAUGCAAGUGCUGCACCAAACGCUGGUGGUUGUUUCUUGUUGUAAGUGAAUGCAAUGAAAAGACCCGGAAAUAACGAAUAAUGAGAAAAUUCAUUUAUAGACAUUUCGUGCUCAUUUCCAAAUUUAUUCUUAGUUAUUCCCAUCAUCUGGUAACCACAGGAUGAUCCCAAUCUCCUUUUAGUAAUAGAUAUUUUUGAUAUGUCUCAGUCUCGGCGGCAAGGAAGAGAAAAGGCAUCGAUUCGUUUAUCAAGAAAGUGGACGAGCAUGGCGGUCCCUAUAUCUCUGAGGGGUGUACCACUUUUUUUUCAAGUCAGCUUAAGAGGUUCAAAAGAGAAAGUCACUCUCCUUAUUCUUGGCUAGUGGAA